Messenger RNA from Toxoplasma gondii ME49, 867 nucleotides. RefSeq lists its product as hypothetical. NCBI's taxonomy places the organism in Eukaryota, Apicomplexa, Conoidasida, Eucoccidiorida, Sarcocystidae. Bases 343 to 867 code for a protein of 174 amino acids. The transcript has a single exon. The record is from RefSeq and is a predicted model, not a curated record.
CUUCGGCGCUCCUCCGCUGCUCAGGUGUAGGUACUCUGGGAGUCUUGACCCGAGUCAGGCCAGCGCGCGCCUCGCCGUCCGAGUUGCUGUGCCUUUCGUGUAGUCUUUUCACUAAAGUCGACAACUUUUUGUUCGCAUCAUUGACCGUUUUCUCAACGACAGUGCUCCUCCUCCUCAACUCUUGCUUUCGGCUAUCACGGAGUCAAACUGUGGAGACUUCCCAGGCCUCUUUGUUCAACGCUGAACAAGGCUGCGGAUCGGGUGACGCGUGCAUGCAAAGUCAGAAUAUUGCGCAUCUCCUUCGCUUCAGUUCCUGACGAAUCAAACCAACACACAGCAACCAUGGCGCGCCCGCCGCCCUCUCCCUCCUCUUCUUCCUCUCCCUCCUCUUCUUCCUCUCCCUCCUCUUCUUCCUCUUCGUCCUCUUCUUCCUCUUCGUCCUCUUCUUCCUCUUCGUCCUCUCCCUCCUCUUCGUCCUCUCCCUCCUCUUCGUCCUCUCCCUCCUCUUCGUCCUCUCCCUCGUCUUCAUCCUCUUCUUCCUCCUCGUCUUCUCAUACUUCCUCUUCGUCCUCUUCUUCCUCGUCUUGUCCUGCUUCCUCUGCUUGUUACUCGUCAGCCCCUGAUGCAAAGCGGUUGCCGCGUUCACAGAAGAAGUGGGCAAAGCGAGCAGAAUACCGCGAGAAAAAGAGACAGAAGAGACCGCAAGAGAGAAGACGAAGAAGAAAAGGAAGAAAGGAACAACUCCUCCAGGAAACGCAGGACCUCACAGAAGGUAUUGUCAAGGGGAGCUCUGUCGCCCCCAUCUACAUUCAAAAAUACACAAAAAUCCAUCUUCAUGUAUGUUUCAGUAUCCUGCAUGUCCCGUAG